CGUUGUUUUUUGUUAGAUGAGCUUCCAAAGAAGGAGGACGGUCUGAGUGCCGCCACCAUGUCGCUUAUCUCGAAGUACGUGGCGCGCCAUCGUCUCCGGGAGACGGCCUUACUGGACGCCAUCGCCAAGUUCCUGGUCAGGAAGGCAGAGCAUCUGGACAGCAAGGUGAUCCAGAAGCUGGUGUUUCCCUUCAGCAGGAUGAGUUACUGUCCGUCCAACGAGGACCAGUUCUUCCAAGUCCUGGAGGAGGUUCUGGAGUCCAAAGCGUUGAGCUCCCCUCUGGCCACCGUCAACAUCCUCAUGUCGCUCUUCCAACUGGGCCGCUUUCCGGGCGCCGUCCUGCAUCGCGUCUUUUCGCCCACCUUCAUCAGCAACGUCACCAACAGCCCCUACGCCCUGAUCGUGCGCCGCUACCUGUCCUUGCUGGAUGCCGCCCUGCAGCUGGAGCACCCCCACUACCAAGGACCCCGCCUGCACCCUGACCUCAAGGUGCUCAUGUUCCACCAGGCCCUCACGGCCGAUGAGGUCAACCGCAAGUACAGGUAACGCGCGCGCACCUGUCACUCAGUCAAGCCA
This is a messenger RNA of Hippocampus comes (tiger tail seahorse), 576 nucleotides long. RefSeq names its product fas-activated serine/threonine kinase-like. The transcript has 3 exons. Gene Ontology annotation, molecular function: RNA binding. Gene Ontology annotation, biological process: regulation of mitochondrial mRNA stability; mitochondrial RNA processing. The record is from RefSeq and is a predicted model, not a curated record. Lineage: Eukaryota; Metazoa; Chordata; Actinopteri; Syngnathiformes; Syngnathidae. The coding region runs from base 58 to 546 and encodes 162 amino acids. Gene Ontology annotation, cellular component: mitochondrial matrix; ribonucleoprotein granule.